Phlebotomus argentipes is the source of this 558-nucleotide messenger RNA. RefSeq lists its product as uncharacterized. Lineage: Eukaryota; Metazoa; Arthropoda; Insecta; Diptera; Psychodidae. The record is from RefSeq and is a predicted model, not a curated record. Bases 1 to 558 code for a protein of 185 amino acids. The transcript has 3 exons.
AUGAAGAUCACCUACUUCUUGACAAUUGUCUUGGCGUCUGCGGUGGCAAAAAGUGAUCAUCGCGAGAGGGAAAAGCGAUAUCUCGUCGCAUUUCCCACCAACAGUGCGACUGGAAUUCUAGUGGCCAUCAGUGUUCCUCUGAUCCUUCCCCAGAGGAAUGUCUUCGUGUCAUACAACUUCGAGGCGAACUACAACAUGCCAACAACGGCUGCGGAUGUCAUUCCAGGUCCUCUUAAGAGAUUGGAUCUCAUCGAUCGCCGGAAGAGACACGACAGAGAAUCCCUCCUGACCAGGAAGAAGAUCUACAGAGUCCUAGAGAGGAGAUUCAAGCGAUCGUGUCUGCUCAAAGCGAUUUGCCAGGAAGCUAGAGAGCCUAUAAAUGACCACAACGGUCUUCACGGGGACAUUUUGCACAUAAUCCUCACACCUUCAACUUCCGUCACAGAGGAUCUCCAUCCGGAAUACUACAAAGCUGAAGAAUUGGGACGCUCUGGAGACUGCGCCAAGUACAGGAAAUACUGCCCGAAAUCAAUUAUUGAAAAUUAUCUAAUAAAUUAA